Messenger RNA from Drosophila serrata, 503 nucleotides. RefSeq lists its product as uncharacterized. Gene Ontology annotation, cellular component: mitochondrial ribosome. Gene Ontology annotation, molecular function: structural constituent of ribosome. Gene Ontology annotation, biological process: mitochondrial translation. NCBI's taxonomy places the organism in Eukaryota, Metazoa, Arthropoda, Insecta, Diptera, Drosophilidae. The record is from RefSeq and is a predicted model, not a curated record.
CCAAGUGUAACGAGACCCGGUCACACUACUCCCAAACUUGUGCAACAGAAAUAAAAUAAGUGAUUAUUUUAGUGUUUUUGUAUGAAUUAAGAAUUAAAAAGCAUAGCCAAGCGAAAUGCGGGUGACGGUAAUAAACUUCUUCAAGAAAACCGUGCCGGGCCACAUUUUUCGUGGCAAGCGGCGCUUGGUUAAGCCGGUUAGCCAGCGGGCCAUGGACACACUAACCCGCGAGUACGAGCGACAGGAGCAGGUGAUGCUGCUGCUCCGGCAUCCCUACCUGACACUGGAAGAAUCCUCGGGGCAUGCCAAGGAGCUGCAGAAGCGCGAAAAGCUGGUGGCCAAGUGGACGGACGAGCAGACGCUGCGCAAAAUGAAGCCGCACGUGACCAUUGAGGAGCGACUGAACCAGCUUAAGAUCAAGGAGGCCUGGGACUAGAUUUGGGUCCAUAAGAACUUUGUUAAAUCCCGCAUUAAGUGUUAAAUAAAUAUAAGUUUUUAAUGGA